AGAGCAUCUGAUGCAGAAGAAGGGGAGGGAUUGCCGAGUAUGGCUGACUUUCCGCGGCUGCCGGGCCGGUGCUUGUGCAUCGUCACCGGGGCGUCCCGGGGUCUGGGCCGGGCGCUGGCUCUGGCGCUGUCCCGCAGCCUGCAGCCCGACUCCCGCCUGGUGUUGGUGGCCAGGUCCGGGGACGCGCUGCGGGAGCUGGAGAGCGAGGCGGCGGGGGCCGGGCUGCGGCUGAGCCGUGUGGAGGCGGACCUGAGCGAGGAGCCGGGGCUCCAGAGAGUCCUGAGAGCGGCGAGCGAGGCCCGGGAGGCGGAUGGAGCUCCGGACCGGCUGCUGCUGGUCAACAACGCGGGCUCUCUGGGCGACAUCUCGAAGUUUGUUGUGGAUUUUACCAAGCCUGCUGAGGUCUCCAGUUACAUGGACCUCAACUUCACCUCUGCCACAUGCCUCACCGCCUUACUGCUCAAGGCCUUCCCCAGACGGGAGAACUUCCACCGCACAGUGAUUAACAUCAGCUCACUCUGCGCCAUCCAGCCCUUCAAAUCGUGGUCGCUGUACUGCGCAGGGAAGGCAGCUCGGGAGAUGGUGUUCAGUGUCCUUGCAGCCGAGGAGCCCGACGUGAGGGUGCUUAAUUAUGCCCCAGGGCCCCUGGACACUGGUAUGCAGGAGCAAGCUCGGAGAGAGACCAGGGACCCGGAGUUACGCCAGACCUUCGAGACCCUGCACCGGCAGGGGCAGUUGGUCGAUUGUCAGAAAUCUGCCCGGAAGCUGCUGGACAUCCUGGCGAGGAAUGAGUUUAAGUCCGGAGCUCACAUCGACUACUUCGAUGAGUGACCGCAGCAGGUGACCUUCACUGGCAAUGUCCAUCAGCAUCCAGUGUAAUAUCACUGGCAGAUGUCGUGAAACGUGUUAUUCUGUGACGGCAGUACUUUUUAAAAAAAACUAUAAAUUACAAUAAGAAAUGUAUAAAAACAUAGUGAGGUAGUAUACUUGGGUUUAUUGUCCAUUCAGAAAUCUGAUGGUAGUGGGGAAGUUGCUGUUCCCAAAAUAUUGGGUGUGUGUCUUCAGGCUCCUGUGCCUCCCCCUUGUUGGUAGCGAUGAGAAGAGUGUACAUCCUGGGCGGUAGGGUCCUUACAGAUGGGUGCUGCUUUUGUGAGACAUUGCCUUUUGAAGUUGUCUUCAGUGCUGGGGAGGCCGGUGCCCGUUGUGGAAUUGGCUGAGUUUACAACUCUCUACAGUUCUUUCUGAUCCUGUAUUGUGGACCCUGUGUAUCAGUCGGUCAUGCAAUCAGUUAGAAUGCUCUCCAUGGUAAUCUGUGGGAGGACAGUGGGGUCUUCUAAGAUCCACACCGUCUGGCUAUGGCAUCUUCUAACCGCUCCCAUGGUGUAGGAGGUACAGAAACCUGAAGUGUCACAUCACUAGGUUCAGCCAAUCGGUUUUGGAACCAACUGGCAAAACUAUGAUCAUGCAGUUUAACAACACUAUGAUUACCUCACUGAGAUAGCCUUAUUUUUGUUCUAAUUGAGCAACACACACAAAAUGCUGGAGGAGCUCAGCAGGCCAGGCAGCAUCUAUGGGGAAAAAGCACAGUCGACAUUUUGGGCCAAAACCCUUCGGCAGGACUGGAGAGAGAAAAAAAAGAUGAGGAGUAGAUUUGAAAGGUGGAGGCAGGGGAGAGAGAAAUGCCAGGCGGUAGGUGAAAACUGGAGGGGUGGGAUGAAGCAAAGGGCUGGGAAGUUGAUUGGUGAAAGACAGAAAGCCAUGGAAGAAAGAAGAAAUGGUGGGGGGGGUAGGGUGGAGGAGUACUAGAGGGAGGUGAUGGGCAGGCAAGGAGAUAACAUGAGAGAGAGGGACCAGGGGAUGGGAAAUGGUCAACGGUGGGGAGGGGGGCUGUUGGAGGCAUUACUGUAAGUUUGAGAAAUCAUGUUCAUGCCAUCAGGUUGGAGACUACCAAAGGGAAUGUUAGGUGUUGUUCCCCCAACCCAAGUGUGGCCUUAUCCCAACAGUGGAGGAGACCAUGAAUGGGCAUAUUGGAAGUGGAAUUAAAAUGGGUGGCCACUGGGAGAUCCCGCUUGUUCUGGCAGACAGAGCGUAGAUGCUUGGCGAAGCAUUUUUAUAAGCAGCAGGGUGGGACGAGGUAUAUUUUUCCUACGUCUCACUGACGAUUGCAUUGGUGCUGCUUCCUGCACCAGGGUGAACUUGUUGAUUUCAUCCACUUUGCCAACUUCCACCUGGCCCUCAGAUUCACCCGGUCCAUUUCUGAAACUUCCCUUCCCUCCCCUUUCUUGAUCUCAUUGUCUCUAUUUCUGGAGACAGCUUAUCCACUGAUGCCUUAUUAUAAACCAACGGACUCCCACAGCUACCUAGGCUAUACCUUGUCCCGCCCUGCCACUUGUAAAAACACCAUCCCUUUCUCUCUAUUCUGUCACCACCACAACUGCUCUCAAGAUGAGGUUUUUCAUUCUAGAUCUAAGGAGAUGUCCUCCUUUCUCAAAGAAAGGGCUUUCCCUUCCUCCAUCAUCAACGCUGCCCUCAACCACAUCUCUUCCAUUUCACACAUGUCUGCUCUAAUCCCAUCCUCCCAACAUCUCACCAGGGAUAGGGUUCCUCUUGUCCUCACCUACCACCCCACCAGCCUCCACGUCCAGCACAUAAUUCUCUGAAAUUUCCUCCACCUCCAACUGGAUCCCACCACCAAACACAUCUUUCCCUCUUGCCCCCCCUCCCCCACUUUCUGCUUUCUGCAGGAAUCACUCCCUACCCCACUCCUUGUCCAUUCAUCCCACCCCACUGAUCUCCCUCCUGGCACUUAUCCUUGCAAGUGGAAAAAAUACUUCACCUGCCUCUACACCUCCUCCCUCACUACCAUUUAGGGCCCUAAACAGUCCUUUCAGGUGAAGUGACACUUCAACUCUGAGUCUGUUGGGGUCAUUUACUGUGUUUGGUACUCCCGGUGUGCCCUCCUGUAUAUCGGUGAGACCCAAUGUAUUUGGGAGACUGCUUCUACCUUCAUUUCCCACCCCCUUCCCUCUCUCAUGUUUUCUCCUUGCCCGCCCAUCCCCUCCCUCUGGUGUUCCUCUCCCUCCCAACUUUUUUUUUCCAUGGCCUUCUGUCUCUUUCACCAAUCAACUUUCCAGCUCUUUACUUCAUCCCCCCCUCCUCCAAAUUUCACCUACCACCUCUCUCUCCCCUCCCUCCACCUUUCAAAUCCACUACUCCUAUUUUUUCUUCAGUCCUGCCAAAGGGUUUUGGCCCAAAAAGUUGACUGUACUCUUUCCCAUAGAUGCUGCCUGGCCUGUUCCUCCAGCAUUUUGUGUGUGUUGUUCGGAUUUCCAGCAUCUGCAGAUUUUCUCUUGUUUGUGAUUUGUUCUAAUUAUGUUCUUUCUUGUAAAAAAAAUUAUAUAUAAUUUAUGAUUAGUCAGUUUUUCCUCUGAAGGAUGCCAUAUAUGAUGCCAUAUAUGGUUGCACAGUUUCAUAGCAGUUACUGUAAUGUUUUACAAUGUCAGCUGAAAGAUUGAGGUUCAAUACCCACUGCAGUCUCUGUGCACUUCCUGUGACCACAUGGAUUUCCUUCCACAUUCCAAAAAUGCACUGAUUAGUUGGUAAGUUGUGGGCAUGCUAUGUUGGUGCAGAAGGCGGCUGCCCCCAGCACGUCCUCAGACUGUGUUGGCCAUUGACACAGACGACACAAUUCACUGUAUAUUUUGAUAUUUAAAUGAAGACGUGACAAAUAAAGCUAAUUUAUCCAAUCUG
Hypanus sabinus (Atlantic stingray) is the source of this 3750-nucleotide messenger RNA. RefSeq names its product sepiapterin reductase-like. The transcript is spliced from 3 exons. The record is from RefSeq and is a predicted model, not a curated record. Gene Ontology annotation, biological process: tetrahydrobiopterin biosynthetic process. Bases 40 to 831 code for a protein of 263 amino acids. Lineage: Eukaryota; Metazoa; Chordata; Chondrichthyes; Myliobatiformes; Dasyatidae. Gene Ontology annotation, molecular function: sepiapterin reductase (NADP+) activity.